AUGCCUACACUGGAGUCUAUCUUGGCCAAGUUAAACGGGGCUACUUGGUUUUCGACCAUCGACCUGGCGAACGCCUUUUUCCACAUAGAACUGGAUAAGGAAUCCCGGCACCUUACAAAUUUCUAUACAGAAUUUGGAACAUUUCGGUGCGUUCGUCUACCCUUCGGGCUAUGCAACGCUCCGGAUGUGUUUCAAGAAGUAAUGCAAAGGAUAAUACUUGGAGACUGUCCCGGAGUAAUAAACUAUCUGGACGAUGUUCUGGUCUUUGGUGCGACCAAAGACGAACAUGAUGCGAAUUUAGCUAUUGUACUAAGUCGUUUGCAACAGCAUAACGUGAAGCUGAACACCGACAAAUGUGUAUUUGCUAGUCAAUCAGUCCAGUUCAUUGGAUUCAAACUGGCUCCAGAAGGAUGGAGUGUCACAGAUGAGAAAAUGUGUGCUAUCAAAAGUUUCAGAACACCAAGUUCAUGCUCCGAAGUUAAAAGUUUUCUGGGGUUAGUCACAUUUGCUGAUAGAUUUAUUCAAAGUAGAGCAGAUUUGACACAACACCUAAGAGCUCUCGCAAAUUCGAAUAAAUUCUACUGGACAGAAUUGGAAAAGAAAGAAUUCUAUUACCUACAGGACAAGGCUUUGAAGAAUAUCCAAGUUCUUGGGUACUAUAGCCCCACCGAUGUCACGGAGUUAUACGUUGAUGCAAGUCCAAUAGGACUCGGUGCCGUAUUGGUCCAGUAUAAUGCUGAAAAUAUGCCUCGAAUAAUAUCAUGUGCUUCUAAAGCACUCACGCCCACCGAACAGCGGUACCCCCAAACACAGCGAGAAGCUCUAGCAGUCGUUUGGGGGGUGGAGCGUUUCACCUCGUAUUUACUUGGAAGGUCAUUCAUCAUACGAACGGAUGCGGAGGCGAAUGAAUUCAUUUUCAGUACUACUCACAGAAUUGGAAAAAGGGCUGUAACUCGCGCGGAAUCGUGGGCACUACGUCUGCAGCCCUAUGACUUCAUCGUAAAGGGAGUAAGUGGCAAAGAAAAUCUAGCCGACACUCUGUCACGCUUAAUCCACAAAUCUCAAAAGGCGGAACCGUUUGAAGAAGACGACGACGGACAUUUUCUGUAUUCGAUAGAUGCGGGAUCAAUGCACAUCACUUGGGAUGAGAUUGAGAAAGCUUCUGAGACGGAUGAAGAACUUCAAAUGGUACUAGAUGCUUUACUCACCGACGAUUGGCCAAAAGAUCUACGCAGAUACGAGGCACAGAAAAAGGAUAUUCAUGUUUUGGGUAGUCUACUAUUCCGAGGGGAUCGCACAAUCCUUCCAAAGUCAUUGCGCACUAAAGCAUUAGAAACUGCACACGGUGGGCAUGUAGGAGAAUCUUCCAUGAAGAAAAUAAUGAGGGAAUUCUUCUGGUGGCCAUGCAUGUCGCUCGAUGCAGAAAAAUUUGUAAAGAACUGCGAUACAUGUACACAGUUGUCCCGCAAGAAUCGUCCUCUUCCACUAUCAUCGAGAGAAUUUCCGGAUGGUCCCUGGCAAAUAUUGCAGGUCGACUUUCUUUCUAUACCUGGUUGCGGCUCAGGUGAAUUCUUGGUUCUGAUCGACACCCACUCACGUUUUCUUUCGGUUCUGGAAAUGAAGAACAAGGACGCAGAGAGUACGAAUGAAGCCUUAUGCGAAAUUUUUAAGAUGUGGGGUUGUCCCCUGAUUCUUCAGAGCGAUAACGGACCGUCUUCCAAAGCUCUACUUUCAUACAGUACUGGGAACACAGGGGGUCAAAGUGCGCAAGUCUAUACCAUUAUGGCCUCAAUCAAAUGGUGCCGUUGA
Molecule: messenger RNA, 1809 nt
Organism: Armigeres subalbatus
Lineage: Eukaryota; Metazoa; Arthropoda; Insecta; Diptera; Culicidae
Exons: 1
Coding region: 1-1809 (602 amino acids)
Biological process (GO): DNA integration
Molecular function (GO): nucleic acid binding
Source: RefSeq, a predicted model, not a curated record